GUGGUCGUUCCUUUUCGUGCUUCCUGCGUCACGCCCUCAGCUGGCUAGGUUGUCAUAGCGAGGUUUUCGAAUACGCCCUCUCUGUAAACGUCCCGCCGCGAUGCCGGCCGGCACAGAGCUGCUCAUGCCCGUGCAUUGCUCCGCGAGAGAGUUCGCUCCCCCGCUAGGCAGAACUUCUCCCCACUUGCCUUUCGUCCAUCUGGACAGCGGUUGCCGCCACGGCUGCUGGCGACUCUGUGUCGCCAGAGCGCCAUUUUAUUGGUGAUUUCGGGCAAUGCGUCACGCGAAAACGUCGCAGCUUGAAAACAGUCGUCGAGGAAACAGUGUCGAGUGCUUUUUUUUCUCGCAGUCACCCACCUCCUGGAGAGUUGCUGCAGGUCUGCGUCGGGCAGUGGCAUCAGCCGGCAGCGACGCCUCCAGCCUCGCCACACCCGGUGGUCCCGCCUUUGCCCCUGCCCCAGGAGAAUCUGUGCCCCGCGUCGAAUCUAGAUUCCUGAAACAACUGGCACGCAGCUCUCUUUGAGUGACUUCCUGGCCUCAACCCGCCUCGCUGCAGCCGUUCUCGUCUGAAUGAAAAGUGUAAACGAACCCUGUCCGUCAAAAGUUCACAGGAGGGUUUUCCCUGUGUUUUUCGGGCCCCGACACGAUAUCGGCGGGCAAACCAGUCCCCGCCGGUGUCUCUCUGGAAGCGGCUCUCGCUGAGUUUUUUCCUACUCAGCGCAAGUCAGAAAGACGCCCCUCUCGUAAACGCACGGCUCUCUCAGCCGCGUUUCUCCUCGUUUUGCAGACCACUUCUUUAUCAUGUUCACCUGGGAACUCUGGGCAUUCAGGCGCCACGAGUGCCGUUGGUGGCAUUUCUGUGCGGUUUGAGGCGGUCUGGGGUACACUGAUUCGGAAAGUAUAGGAUCAGUCGCGAGUUUUCUCCCUCGGUGGAAGCAGUGCCAAGGGGACAAAGCAUGCUUUCGGUCGUGGUGUCGUAGAGUUUUAGCGUUUUUGCCGGCUGUCUGAGGCAGGUGGAUUCGUUCGCCAUGUUCCCAGAGCAUUCAACGCGUGUGCCCCGGUAGCUAGUUGUUGCACGGUAAACUGCCCCUGCCUCCCCAACUCGUUUUCAACAGCACUCCCCUGGGGUACUUCCUCUCGGAGAUUCCCCACCCCCACAUUGAAGCUGUUCGACGGACUCUUGUCCAAAGAAUUAUGCAGGUAAUUGCUUUGUUCGAUCUAAAUGUGGUUCCCCGUUUUCCGCCGACUAGCAGUGCCUGUCCGCUUUCGAGUUCACGCUGCCGUAGUGCCGCCCCCCUGGAUACUGAACCGGAACUUAUUUGCUGCUAAAGCCGGCGUUUCGGAUCCAGCACAAUUUCCAAAUUUGAGUCUCUCGUUGUGUUUUUAGUGGAUGUGUAAGUACAUGCAGUGCAUUUGCGUGUGUGAGGAACGGCUACAGGAUGUGCUGACAAGUUCUGCGUGACAGUGGCAACAUGUGAAGCGUAUCGCACGCACAAGGUUCUGUUUGUGGUUUAUCCACGGUAGGAAAUGCCCACAUCAAUCGAAACAUUCAGUUCUCGAAGGCUGCUGAAUGUUGGUAUGUACAGACUCACCUCUGAGUGCUCCUCGCGUUGUCGCGGUGUCGCAACUCUGGCCCCUCACGCAAGUCCCGCGGCUUUUCUUUGGUGUAGGUACCCGUUUUAAUGGACUCGUGCAAUUAAUGUUCUGCAGCGGCUUGCUGGGUUUCUUCUUUCCAGGUGUUGAGGCUACUCAGUUUGAAGUAUUCCCUCCUACGCGGCUCACUUGCUCGCUUUCCUGUUCGUGCCUCUUGCUUCUGUCCCAGGGAAAGCAAUGCCUUUGAGAGCGAGCUUGCCAGCGACGUUUUUUUGAGUUCCUUUCUCCCCCUCUGGCCAGCUACCGUCAUUCCCACAUGCGACACUUGCAGCAGAAGCUCUCAGUCUGUCGCCUGCAACCUGUGCAGCCGUAGCUGUCGGCGCAGGCGCGGCAGGAGGCGUCCGUCAAACGCACAAACGUAGCAGUCGUCACGAUGUCUCUGUCGGAAAAAGAAUAUGUCACUGCCGUGAGAGGCAGUAUCGAAAGUAAACUCUUGAAUCAAGCGGAAGGGAAAGCGUUGGGCGAAACAACUUCCCGAAGGUCCGCUUUUCCUGAUCUGGCUGUGACUGAAGAUUUUUCAGCUUAUCAGCUAGGUGCAGAAAGUGCAGAUGAGGCUCGUGUAGCCGCUGAAGGCAAAAUGAGUGAAUCCACGUGGUGUGGAGGGGUGCAUGCAGAGGGUGACACCGGUCCCCUGUGCGGGACAAACGUCAAGGAAGGUCCCAUGGAACAAGAGUUGCCGUUCUCAGAGCUUCCCGCGGUUGAGGCGCACGACACUUUGGUGGGAUCAGAUGCUGGCUUCUCUAUGGGGGCGACUCGCCCCUGCACCGGGGCUGCGACCACAGGUUGCGAUUCCCCGUCGAUCUCCCUCUCCUCUUCCUGUCCCGCGACAGUCAGUCCGAAGAAACAGUCUCCGACUCUCUCGUGUAGGUCUGGGUCCGGUGCAGAUGGAGCCGACUGUUGCAUUCCCCUCUUCCGUCCUCAGUCAUCUUGUUCUACCAUUUCCUCCUACCACUUCUCGUCUAAGGGCUCUUUCUCUCCUGUGUCUUUGUCACGUUCUGCCUCGCUUCUGGACGACCCAGCGAACUUCGUCCAAGACGGGAUGCCCCCCCUUCGCAAGGAUACAGGUUUCUCUUUUGGUAAGGACUCUGCUCAGUCCCCGAAAAGUGCAUCCGUCUCUGGAGGGGCUCUUGCCGUGGAACCCACAGGAGUGCCAGAGUGCAAACUUCCCUCACCUUUGCCGCUGGUAGAGAAGAGCAGUGUGCGGGCAGGGGAGACAGCGAUGGACGAAGAAGAGGACGAAACCAAUGCAGCUCUCCAAGGUGCAGCGGAGAUGAAAGGCCAUCGAGAGGGGUCGGCUCUAUCGCACGCAGGAGCAGAUGGCAUGGGCAUUGGUUUCGCAAGCAGUGGUGAAGAAUCUCUUGCGGACAAAAUCAGCGACGAAGUUGAUUUCAAGCAGCAACGUCCCCCGGAAGGCGCAGAGAACGGCAUCCACACAGGUCACGCGGCGCCGAGAAAAACUACCACGGACGGCGCAUUCCCCGAAGUCUCGCUGACUUCUGCGAGUGACGAGUCGCAUGGCGUUCUUGUGUCUGCAGAGAACCAAGUGAACAGUCUUGAGACUCGAGAGCCAGAGGGAUACGUGUCAGAUUCACAAAAUGGCAAGCUCCUCAAUCUGCUAGAACAAUAUCGGCAGAGCCUCCAGGUGUGCGAAGCAAGUGUCGCUCGGAGUGGGGAAUGCACGGGGUACCCUGAAGUAACUGAGAGUCUGAGAAGCGCAUUGCCUGUCGUCGCCGAAUCAGCACCGACAGGUUGUCUCACCGACGUAGAGGUUCAGAGCGAAGGAGGCAACAGCUUCACUGAGGCAGCACCACAGUCAAGUGGGGCGCUGCAUGCCUCUACGCCACAUCCGAGCUCUGUGCAGUCGGACACUGUCCGCUGUAGCGUCCCGAAACAGGAAAGUCGCCCAUCAUGGAAAUCCUCUGGGCAUGAGGAAGAGCAUGACUGGGAAGACCACAUGCUCCUUCAGCGCUCUUCUUCCUCGAGUCUUUCCGACCUGGCGACAGUGGCAGCCAACUCGUUUUCAGCUUUGCGGAGAGGCGGCAAUUCUGAGCAUUUUGACCCCGACAGGAAAUUGUCGCGGGCGUCUCUCUCUGAAGAGAACAUCGAACAAUUGACCAGGGCAUUUGCCGGCGCUCCAGAUUACCGGAACCACGCCGCGACAGACACUGCUGGGAUGGAAGAAGAAAACCUGCCCUUUGACGAGACUCCGUUCCUCCUUGGCAAAAUGAAGAAGCAGAGGAGGGGGACAUGCAGCACGAGUUGCUCGGAGGUGAGCAAUCUUAGCAGAAUGAAGGAUAGAGCCUGUUUUGGAGAAGCGAAGACGAAGCGAGGCUCCAUGGCAAGCACAGGCAGUGGCGCGCAGAGUGUCUUUGAUGAGCCGGCACGCUUUUCAGGUGUCCAAGAAGCGAAGCGUGGUCACAAUGGCUACAUCUUGUCCGCUUUGCAAAGAUGUGAUAGUCAGUUUUUCCGCCCUUGUCAAAACGCAGAACCCCCUCUCGGAUCGGUCUCCGACGCGGCUGCACCAGAGUGGCUUCGGAACAGUCAGGAAUCGAGAGGAACCUCCUUCCGAAACGACUCAGAUGAGGCCACACUGGGCUUCCUACGAAGCGCUCCUGCAUCCCCUUCGACUGACGCCGGUUGCGAGUAUGGCGAUGUGUCUCCUGAUGCCACGCCCCGUCGGUCUUUCUCAGGAUGCUUGAUGGAGAGCUCGUGUACAAGUCUGUGUUCUUCUCCGUCCUGGACCGGCAGUCCUGCGGUGUCCGCGACCUCGCGUUCUGCUUCUCCGAAGUCGUCCUACAUGAUCAACCAUUCAACACGCAGUAGGGACUUGUCUCCAAUAGGCAGACACGCGGCAGAAAGCACUCGAGUUCCCGGAGUUUCUGAAGAGGCGCUGAGGUCUUUCCUCCCAUCUUGCUCUGUGGGGUCGACUUCUUCCUGCGAGUCUGCGUCGCCGAGUCCAAGAGCUCUGCACGUCGCUCCCCCGGCCCGCGCCACGGUUGUUGUGGAGAAGAACAUCACACGGACCCUCUCGAGAAGGGAGGCGGCAUGGGAUGGCGUUCCUCACCCUCCGUUUGCCGACACUUGCCCCCGUUCGAAGACAGCGGUGGCGUCUUCAAAGGCCUUCAUCAGUUCUGCCUGCUCCAGUCAAACGGUGGAACAGUGUGGCACACAGCCGCCUAAAGGAGCGAGCAAGGCUUUGCAUCCACACAUGUCACUCGCCGCGCUGUCUCUGCUCGACGCGAUGGCAUCCAAGUCUCAAGAUGAGCUGCACAUGUUCAUCGAGGGUCUGCAAACUGCAUGCGUCCUUCUGCGAGGAAAUAGCACAACUGAUGCGAGUGCCGACUCCUUGGUUGGGUUGAUGAUGUCUGCAAUUGUGUCCAGUCUGACCCCGAAGCCUGGUGUAAAGGCACAUGAACCUGCAGCGCCGGCAGCCGCUUGUCGAUCCGGCGAGCACGCGCUGACCUCGCUUAUGAUUCCGUUGGGGUCCGAAAGUGACCGUUCUUCCCCGACAGCCUCGUCUGCCGUCGCUGUCACGAAACACGACAAGCGCUCGGCACAACGUAGCAAAUGCGAAGAAAGACCGUCGCUUCUGUCGUCAGUUGCAUCCGGUGCGGCGAAGCCCAAGGCAACGCCUUCUCUUCUGGAGACAACGGAGACGGAGGCUACGGAGACAAGGUCUGGUUCUGGGAAUCCAGAGAGUCGGAAGAGACUGAGGGGAUCCACUGUCUCUUUGGCCUCUGAAGAAGAGAGAAGUGGAGUUAAGCGGUCGUACUCAGCUCUUGACACUCUCUCCAGUGCAUCGAUGCGCUCCGCGCACUCUGCAGAGACAGAGACAUCGCAGCAGGUGUUCUCUUUUCUCUUAAAGUCACUGGAAGCGAGUCCUUCUAAAUCCGACGAAGCGUUUGGGCCAGCAGGCAACGAAGGCGUGCCUUUGGAUAUUUCACGGAAGUCCAGUGAAUCCCGUACAACGUGCACUGUUCUCAGCCACGCAGCAAAGGCCCGGCGGAAGCGGAGUCGGAACGAUGACGGCGAAGCUGGAGACGCAGCUGGCGCGCGCGACAUCAAACGGUUUCCUAUUCUCUCGAGCGCUCGCCCGAUCAUAGUCCCCGCAAGUCUUUGCGCGGCAAAGCCAAAAAAUGCGUUGUCGUCUGCGUGGUUUUCAGGGCAGCCGGAGGCUCUCGCAGAGCUUUCUGCUCUGCUUCAGUGUGGCCACUCGCAGGAAGCCGGGGGCGAGAUCAGGCGCUGCCCAACGAACCGUUCUGAAAGGGUGAAACCGGAAGCGACGGCAGAGCAUGUCGCGGCGUCCUGCUCUCCCGGUGAGGCAGCAGCUCGGCAAUCCGUGGAAAGAAUCCCAAACGCAGACGUGCGUCUGUGGCGUUUCACUGAUGCUGGAGGCUCGCCAGUCGGGAAAACCUUCGAGGAAUUACAGGUGAAAAAACAAGGCAGCAUCGAGGUGCCCGCUAGCAAUGCUGGCACCGCAGCGACUUGGCCGAGCACGAAUCGCCAGGAGCAGGCAGGAGCGGAAGCGAUGCAACAACUUUCCGCAACUUGUGAACAAAAGGGUCGAGCGGCCACAUCGAAGAAAGAAGCGCGUCCAGAAACCCGUAUGUACGCUUGCCCCCUCUGCAACGGCUUGUUCAGCAGGAACUACAACCUUCACCACCAUAUCAGAGCAGUCCAUGAGGGGGUGAAGUCGUUUGUCUGUCCUAUUUGCCAAAAGAAGUUCAGCUACAAACGAGGCAAUCUUGAACAGCACAUUCAAGCUGUUCAUAGGGGGGAGAAGCCGUUCCUGUGUAACAUUUGUGGAAGGGCUUUCAGUCAGAAAGGCAACUUGAGUCAACACACGCAAGCGGUGCAUGCAGGGAAUCGGCCUUUCCAGUGUCCUCAGUGUUCGAGGGCGUUUAGCCGCAAAAGUCACCUCCAUAGACACAUCACUUCUCUCAAGCACUACGGACCCGCUGGCUCUUCCGUGAAUGUCUCGCAGCUGUCUGCAGGGAUGCUCGAGAAAGAAAUGGCUAGAGGCGCUGAUUCAUCGAACUGAAUGUGAAGACUCAGCUUAUACAAGGGGCCUGUGGUUAGCUCUCGGUGGAGGUACACAGACAGUUUCCUGCUUGUGAAGGAGGAAUACAACUUGGUACAUUAUUCAGGUUGCUAUGACAGAUGAACUGAAGAAUUCUGGUAUGGAAAGAUGUGAGGAUAGAGUGCUCCAGGUAGCCGCCACCUGGAAAGGGGGGAGAGAAGAAGUCUUUUCUCGGCAGGUACACGCACAGCGUCACGGCAACUCGACAACGGGUUUCCGAGGCAGAAAGGGACAUAUAAUACCGAAGGAGGAACCAGGGGCGUGAAGGUGUAGUCAUCUCUGGAGAGGGAACUGUCUACGUGAUUGUCACUGUAGCAUGCGACAAGAUCAUCGGCAAGGACUGUCUUAUCGUGGUGCGUCCACUACUUACUAGCAUGUUUCAAGAUACGUCACUUUUUGAACAGAGGAUCUAAACUGAAGCGCAUAUAGGUCAACCCAAGUUUCUCCUUGAGUAUGUUGCUGCUGUACGGCUCCUCUGUCCCGUCUAUUCUCUCUUUUGUCGUCAAGAGAGGCUCCGCCUCCAAAGCGCGUUCCAGACCGGCAAUAUGUGUGUGUCAUCCUAGCCGGGACAGUGGCGCGGCGGGUGCGGGUGCUCCAUUACUGAUGAGAUCAGUGAUAGAUCUCGUGGAGCCAAAAGAGUAAGGGGGA
Molecule: messenger RNA, 7381 nt
Organism: Toxoplasma gondii ME49
Lineage: Eukaryota; Apicomplexa; Conoidasida; Eucoccidiorida; Sarcocystidae
Product: zinc finger, c2h2 type domain-containing protein
Exons: 1
Coding region: 2027-6694 (1555 amino acids)
Biological process (GO): regulation of transcription by RNA polymerase II
Molecular function (GO): DNA-binding transcription factor activity; RNA polymerase II cis-regulatory region sequence-specific DNA binding
Source: RefSeq, a predicted model, not a curated record